AUGUUGCAGAGGUCACCCGCGAGUUACCUAGACAAGGACCCCGGGGUCUCCCGCCACGGGCCUCCCUUUCUCCCACCAGCUCUUUUUACCCUUCCCCCCUCCCAUCGCCCUGCUUCCCCCCUCCCAUCGCCCUGCUUCCCCCUCCCUCCUCCCUGCUUUCCCCCUCCCUCCGCCCUGCUUCCCCCCUCCCUAUGCCCUGCUUCACCCCUCCCUCCGCCCUGCUUCCCCACUCACUCCGCCCUGCUUCCCCCCUCCCUCCGCCCUGCUUCCGCCCUCCCUCCGCCCUGCUUCCCCCCUCCAUAUGCCCUGCUUCCCCGCUCCCUAUGCCCUGCUUCCCCCCUUCCCUAUGCCCUGCUUCCCCCCUCCCUAUGCCCUGCUUCCCCCCACCAUCAGAGAGGUGAGCGCCACACACCAGGUGAGCCUUCACCUUCUUUAUAUGCCCCUCCUCUCCCUCGAUCUCACCCUCUUUCCUGUCCCUCCCAUGUACCCCUCCUCUCUCGUGCAUGCCCUGCUUCCCUCCUCCCUAUGCCCUGCUUCCCUCCUCCCUAUGCCCUGCUUCCCCCCUCCCUAUGCCCUGCUUCCCUCCUCCCUAUGCCCUGCUUCCCCCCUCCCUCCGCCCUGCUUCCCCCCUCCCUAUGCCCUGCUUCCCCCCUCCCUAUGCCCUGCUUCCCCCCUCCCUAUGCCCUGCUUCACCCCUCCCUCCGCCCUGCUUCCCCACUCACUCCGCCCUGCUUCCCCCCUCCCUCCGCCCUGCUUCCCCCCUCCCUAUGCCCUGCUUCCCCCCUCCCUAUGCCCCGCUUCCCCCCUCCCUCCGCCCUGCUUCCCCCCUCCCUAUGCCCUGCUUCCCCCCUCCCUAUGCCCUGCUUCCCCCCUCCCUAUGGGGAUUCGAUAAAGGUGUGUUUGGGGGAAGGGAUUGAUGGGCCGUUAGGGUAUGAGAUGAGGGGAUCGAUGGGUCAGAGGGAAAGUGAGAGGGAUAUGAUUGCUGAAGGGCCUGCCAGAUCCCUGGAGCAAGCAAUUGCCGAUGCAUUUGCAGUGCUGCCAUUUUCCCGCCAAAUUUCGUUCCCUACUGGUGCAUCCCCUUGUAUCUCCCCCUACUCCCUCCCUACGUGCCCUCCUUACUCUCCCUCUCCAUAG
Messenger RNA from Closterium sp. Naga37s-1, 1134 nucleotides. The record is from the annotation of a GenBank genome assembly. NCBI's taxonomy places the organism in Eukaryota, Viridiplantae, Streptophyta, Zygnematophyceae, Desmidiales, Closteriaceae.